This is a messenger RNA of Kockovaella imperatae, 741 nucleotides long. RefSeq lists its product as hypothetical. Gene Ontology annotation, biological process: mitochondrial respiratory chain complex III assembly. The record is from RefSeq and is a predicted model, not a curated record. The transcript has 3 exons. The annotation marks the transcript as partial. NCBI's taxonomy places the organism in Eukaryota, Fungi, Basidiomycota, Tremellomycetes, Tremellales, Cuniculitremaceae. Gene Ontology annotation, cellular component: mitochondrion.
AUAGUCAAGAUAAUGGGUUACAACACGGAAGCUGUGACGGCCAUUCGGGAAACACAACGCAUGCUGGGUGGGAUCGUGGAGGCUAUAGAGAACGAUGCGGAUUAUUGGUAUGGAGAAUGUCAAUUGCCGCCGACAUAUCAAACCUUUUUCCAACUCCACAUGAUGUACCUCCUGAUCCUCAUUACUCGACUCAGAGCCCUCCCCGUUGCUGCCCCUUCAAAAUCUCAUCCGAUACCUGAAUUACCGGACCCAUCACCUCCGUCCACACCCCGACCCCCGCCAGCCAUGUCUCCAGCCGUAACAUCAUCCACCUCAUUGUUCUCCAAACCUACAUCAGGUCGAUACACUGCCGAAAUCAUCAACAACUUUUUCGAGCUGGCAGAAUCACAGAUGCGUCGUGCGCUAGGUCGGAAUGAGCGAGAACGCGUGAUACAAAAUAUCGGAUUGGAUUAUGUCCUUGCGUUGCAGAUGAGUGAAGAGGCCAGGGACAGGGAAUCAGCAGAUGCGGAACUCGCCAGUUGGUUAUGGCGAAACUUGUUUGCUUCUCGUGGUCUCGGACCUCCUUCACCUGAAUUUGUUGCUCCAGACGAGGUCGACGCAUACUCUGUCACGGAAAUAUACAUGCUCGACCAACUGGAACGGGUCGUCCGAUUCGUCAGGAGGGAAAUGGCUCGACUCGAUCAGUUAGCCGAUCGAGACGUCUUGGAUGGCAACAUUGGGGCGUGGAGUAGAGUCAAGGAU